CUUCAUCAAAGACUAUCCAGAAGAGACGACGUCGUCGGCUGGGAGCACGCGGAAGCAGAGACUGUUAUCACCCCGAAUGAAUGGUCAGAAUCCCGCACUUUUCGCGAGGCCAGCUCGAGACUCACUCGGCAGCAUUAUUUGGCCAACAGUAUCACGUCCGCCAACUGAAAGGCCACCAUACCAGCUAUGGGCUCAAAGAAAUCGAUACCGAGUCGGUCAUCUGGGGUCGACGAUUCAAAGGGACCGUCAGGGUCGUUGGUUGAUGAUCCAGUCUACUCCCAGCAAUCGACAUCUGAAACCAAUCACAAACCUCCGAGCCAUGAGAAGCCUCUAGGGAAAGACGAUCCCGUCUAUUCUCAAGCAGCAGCUGUAGGCGAUGAUUCGGAAGGGCAGAGCGAGAUCAAUGAUCCAGUCUACGCACAGCCAGCGAUGGCCAAGGCACAACCAGGGCAGAAUAUGACCAUUGGCGAGGGAGAAGGCAAGCCCGACGCUGGGGGUGAUCCUGUGUAUUCUCAAUCUACAAGCCAGAAGUCUCUGAACACAUCUCAAAUCAACGAUCCAGUCUACGCACAGCCAGCAAGCUCCGAAGCACAGCCAGGGCAGGAAGUCGCUCAAUCGGAAGGCAAAGGAUCAAUCGACGCAGCGAGUGACCCCGUCUAUUCUCAACCUCAACCAUCUGCCUCAAACACCCCAACAGACUCACAAAUCAACGACCCCGUCUACGGACAGCAAAACAGCGCCAAAUCUCAGCCACACCGGCAUGUCGCGACGGGGCCAGGCAAAGGAUUUGUUGACGCCGCCAACGACCCUGUCUACUCGCAGUCGUCCUCCCGUCAGCCCUCUGUCUCUCAGAUUAACGAUCCAGUCUAUGCCCAACCUCAAACACCCCCGUCCAUCCCCAGCAGGCCAUCCCCGGGCCCCGGUCAAGGCAACAUCCCACCGUCCGAUGACUCCGUCUACUCCCAAUCGCGCACAGCGAGUUCCCGCCUCUCUCAAUUGUCCUCCCAGCUUUCAAUGAGCCAAUCCGAAGCCGAACCGGGCACGGUACACACCAAACGUCCCCGCGCACGCGCACGCUCGUCGAAAUCCAGCAAAACCUCCCACGACGCCUCCGCCGACCUCCCGUCCGACUACUCCGACAUCCUUUCUCAAAUCUCGACCCUCCAACACAUGGCGCAGACGCCCGACCCAAACAACAGAGGCUACAUACGUCAAAAGUCCUCUGGCAAACUGUGGUCGCGCGAACGCAUCUCCGCGCUUCUCGACCCGCACACCUUCCGCGAACUCGGCUCCAUCACAGGCACGGCGACCUGGCAACGCGACGCUCUCCACCCGCAGCGCGAACACAUCACAUCCUUCACGCCAUCCAACAACCCGCAAGGUUUCGGCCGCGUGACAUGUCCACGCACAGCAAAAACGCGGCAGAUCUACCUAACGUCCGACGACUUCUCGAUCCGGUCCGGCCACGCCGACGGCUCCGUGGCCCUCAAGACACUUUACGGCGAAAAACUCGCGCUCCGCCUGAAAGUGCCCGUGGUCAAACUCGUCGACGGCAGCUCCGGCGGCGGCAGCGUCUCGACCAUCAUGACGCAGGGCUACAGCUACAUCCCGCACCUGAACGUUCUGUCAGUUGUCGUCCAGCAACUGAACAUGGGCAUCCCGAACUUGGGUGCCGUGCUGGGCCCCGCCAUUGGCUUGGGCGCCGCGCGCGUCGUGUCCACCCACUUCUCCGUCAUGGCCGCGAACAUCGGCAGCCUGUUCAACGCCGGACCAAAAGUCGUCGAGGGCGCCACCUUCGAAGAAGGCUUGUCGUUCGCCGACCUUGGAGGUCCCAACGUGCACUGCACAAACGGGACCAUCGACAACAUGGCCCGCGACGAGCAGGACUGUUUCGACCAGAUCCGCACCGUGCUCGGCUAUCUGCCCGAUUGUGGCAUGUUUCAGGCUCCCCCCUGCAUCGAGUGUGUGCAUGAUGAUGUCAACCGCGAGGAUAUAGGCUUGCGAAGCGUCAUUCCCAGGCGGAAAAACAGGAUGUACAAUCCGUACACGAUCAUCGAGAGCGUUGCCGACAACGGGUCGUGGUUUGAGAUUGGGAGGAUGUGGGGACGCACGAGUAUAACAGGUCUGGCACGAAUGGGUGGGAGACCCGUGGGAAUACUUAGCUUGAAUUGCGAGGUCAAUUCGGGCGCGCUGGAUGCGUUGGGAAGCCAGAAGUUGAUGAAGAUGAUCAAGUUUUGUGAUGUGUUCAAUUUGCCCAUUGUGCAGUUUGUGGACGUUCCUGGAUACGCCAUCGGCACUGUCGCCGAACGUUCUGCCACGAUGAAGUGGGGUGUCGAACUCGGCAAGGCUUAUUAUUCAACCACCACCCCUAUCUUCUCCGUCAUCACCCGCCGUGUCUACGGAGUCGCCGGAGGUAUCAUGCUCGACUCGCGCGAGCCGUGGAUGAGAAUUGCCUGGCCAAGCGGGAAUUGGGGGAGUCUGCCUCUCGACGGAGGCAUUGAGGUCGGUCAUCGUCACGAAUUAAAGCAGAUCGGCGAAAAGCAUGGUUCUGAGGCUGUCAAAAAGCGAUAUAAGGAGCUUGAGGACGAAUAUAUCCGACUCAUGAACCCGGUGAGGUCUGCUCAACCGUUCAAUGUCGAGGAGAUUGUGGACCCCAAGGAUACCAGAAAGAUUGUGUGUCGCUGGGUGAGGGAGAUGUAUGGCGUCGUAAUGCAGGAGAGGCUGGCGGAUCGUGCGGCAGGAAGGAUUCAUGCUGUCUUCACCUAAUCGAGGGUGACGGGCUUCUCACUCGUUGCCGUUCUCGGCCUGCAGCUUCUCGAAUCCGGUCUUAGCCUUCUUCGUUUCUUCCAUCUUGCCGAUGCCCUGGAGUGUCAGAUAUACGUCCGUGCCCCAACCGUACAUACUUUGAACAGCAAUUGCUCCA
Molecule: messenger RNA, 2923 nt
Organism: Exophiala xenobiotica
Lineage: Eukaryota; Fungi; Ascomycota; Eurotiomycetes; Chaetothyriales; Herpotrichiellaceae
Exons: 2
Coding region: 187-2766 (859 amino acids)
Molecular function (GO): propionyl-CoA carboxylase activity
Source: RefSeq, a predicted model, not a curated record